GUUUGAGGCCUAAUAAUAAUAGGAAAAUAGUAAUUAAAAUUGGUUUGGCGUAAUCAGUUAAGUGCAGCUGGUUACUUCGAUCGAGCACUUUCAAAUCGACAGAACCGAAGAAGGUGCGUGACAAUUUUUACAUGCCACCGGCGCCGAGGUGAUGCGCCAAAAACGAAUUCCAAUUAGGUGUCAUCAAUGUCACCAAGUAGCGUAUAAAAUCAACGGCUCACACUGGGUCAGACAUUCAGUGUUUGGCUUCGGCUCAAGACAGCAGUUAAUUAAAUCCAUCCAAGUUACAAUGGCAGCAAAGAUUGUUAUCGCUUUGGCUAUGUUCGCCGUAGCCCAUUGCGCCGUUCUCAGAACUGCUGCUCCUGUGGCUGUGGCUCCUGCUCCGGUACCAGUUUUGGCCAAGACAGUUGAGCUGGAGGAGGUCGAUCCGCAUCCUCAGUAUACCUACAGCUAUGACGUGCAGGACACCCUCUCCGGCGACAACAAGGGGCACGUGGAGGAGCGCGAUGGUGAUGUCGUCCGCGGAGAGUAUUCCCUCAUCGACGCCGAUGGCUUCAAGCGCACCGUGACCUACACCGCCGAUUCCAUUAACGGAUUCAACGCCGUCGUCCGCCGUGAACCCCUCGCCGCAGUUGUGGCCGCCGAGCCGGUGGUGAAGGUCGCUGCUCCACUCCAGGCCGCUCCAGUCGCCCCUGUCGCCUUGGCCGCACCAGCUCCCAUCGUGCGCUCCGCUCCAGUGGUCGUUGCUGCUCCCCUGAUUAAAUCCGCUCGCCUGGCAGCUACCGCGCCCUUCGUCAGCUCUGCCCCUCUGGCGGUGGCUGCUCCCGCUCCUGUCCUGCGUUCCGCCUCCUAUGCCACGCCUCUGCGGUACACAGCCCCCGCUUACACCGUCGCCCACUUGUAAAUACCAAUGCGACCGUUUUUAUUCU
Molecule: messenger RNA, 929 nt
Organism: Drosophila teissieri
Lineage: Eukaryota; Metazoa; Arthropoda; Insecta; Diptera; Drosophilidae
Gene: Ccp84Ae
Product: larval cuticle protein A2B
Exons: 3
Coding region: 152-904 (250 amino acids)
Cellular component (GO): extracellular matrix
Source: RefSeq, a predicted model, not a curated record